AUGGCUUUCCCGUCUUCCAUUUCAUACAUCUCCUCCGUCGUCGCCGUUGUCGUUCUCGUAGCAGCGACCACGGCGACAGGCUGCCCUGCCGCCGCCGCGGUAUCGUCGGCGGCGGCAGCCAACAACGACUACUACUCGAACCGGUACAUCUGCUACCUCUGCUACCAACGCAACACCAUGAUGAUCAAAUGGUGCCCGCUCUACAAGGACCACUGCCACGUCGCCUGCCUAUCAUCCCCGUACUCGUCUCGCCGCGCGCUGCAGCCCCCCGGCCCCGAUGGACGCGCGCUGCAGGUGCCCGGCAGCCGGCUCCCCGGGCCCGAAGACUGCUACGUCAUGAAGCUGUACCCGGAUGGCAGCUGGAUCAUCGUUGACGUGGUCAACUGCUAUGCCGUCGCGGGCUGCCAGCUCGUGUGCGGUUACGCCGAUGCCAUCCCCGCACGUAAGGACGUCGACGGUGGAGCCAACACCACCGGCCGCCGCCUGCCGCCGCCCCGCGUCGCUGAUUUCGAGCGGUGCGGGGAUCAGACGGGGCCGCGGUCGGUCCCUGGCGUGUAG
Molecule: messenger RNA, 558 nt
Organism: Brachypodium distachyon (stiff brome)
Lineage: Eukaryota; Viridiplantae; Streptophyta; Magnoliopsida; Poales; Poaceae
Exons: 2
Coding region: 1-558 (185 amino acids)
Source: RefSeq, a predicted model, not a curated record